Molecule: messenger RNA, 1125 nt
Organism: Aspergillus pseudonomiae
Lineage: Eukaryota; Fungi; Ascomycota; Eurotiomycetes; Eurotiales; Aspergillaceae
Product: 40S ribosomal protein eS4
Exons: 4
Coding region: 49-834 (261 amino acids)
Biological process (GO): translation
Cellular component (GO): cytosolic small ribosomal subunit; ribosome
Molecular function (GO): RNA binding; structural constituent of ribosome
Source: RefSeq, a predicted model, not a curated record
CGGACACUUCGACAACUAACCGGGUUCAAGUCGACAAAAGCAGUCAAGAUGCCUCGCGGACCUACCAAGCACCAGAAGCGCCUUAGUGCGCCUUCGCACUGGCUCCUGGACAAAAUGUCCGGAACCUAUGCUCCCAAGGCCUCCCCCGGUCCUCACAAGCUCCGCGACUGCCUUCCCCUCAUCGUGUUCAUCCGUAACCGUCUCAAGUACGCCCUGAACGGCCGUGAGGUUAAGGCCAUCAUGAUGCAGCGUCUCAUCCAGGUCGACGGCAAGGUCCGCACCGACCCUACCUUCCCCGCUGGUUUCAUGGACGUCAUCGGUAUCGAGAAGACCGGCGAGAACUUCCGUCUUAUCUACGACACCAAGGGCCGUUUCACCGUCCACCGUAUCCAGGCUGAGGAGGCCGAAUACAAGCUGUGCAAGGUCAAGCGUGUUCAGCUCGGCAAGGGCGGGAUCCCAUUCUUGGUUACGCACGAUGCGAGAACCAUCCGCUACCCUGACCCUGCCAUCAAGGUCAACGACACCGUGAAGGUUGACAUUGCCACUGGCAAGAUCACUGACUUCGCCCGCUUCGACACUGGUGUUGUCAUCAUGGUUACCGGUGGUCGUAACAUGGGUCGUGUUGGUGUUGUCACUCACCGUGAGCGCCACGACGGAGGUUUCAACAUCGUCCACGUCAAGGAUGCUGUUGACAACACCUUCGCCACCCGUGAGACCAACGUCUUCGUCAUUGGUCAGGAGAAGCCCUGGAUCUCCCUCCCCAAGGGCAAGGGUGUCAAGCUCACCAUCGCUGAGGAGCGUGACCGCCGCCGUGCUGCUGCCAUUGCCAACUAAAUGUAUCCUGGUAGGUGACAUUAGACACUGCAGCAAAAUCAAAAGACUUGAAAAAUCCGCUAGAGACGACGUCUUGUCUUGCUUUGUGGGCCUGUAUGAUGCCGGUUAUGAUUCUAUGAUGCGUUUCUAGGAAGAAAAAAAAGUUGUCUACAGGACGCAUAAUGGGGAGUUGGUAGUUUCCAUUUCCAUCUUCCGUAGGGUCAAGCCAUAGCAAGCAAAACAGGGACUGACGUCUCGUUUGAUAUGAUACCUCUUAAUUAGUCUUGUUCUGAAAUGACCUGACAUUUGAUA